Messenger RNA from Camelina sativa (false flax), 1934 nucleotides. The record is from RefSeq and is a predicted model, not a curated record. Lineage: Eukaryota; Viridiplantae; Streptophyta; Magnoliopsida; Brassicales; Brassicaceae.
UUUAUCUUUUAUUUUCCUGUCUUCUACGAGUCUAGUCUACUCUUUUGGUUUGCUGCUCUCUUUUUGUAAAAAGAAAAAUUAAUUAAACUCUUAUCUCUGCAACUUGGUCUCUCUCUCUCUCUCGAUAAUGGCGUACGGAUACCUUCUCUCAGUCUCCGUCAUCGGAGGUUUUGUUUGAACCGUCGGAUCUUGUUUUACACUUAUCUUCUUAGUGGAUUUCCAAAUCUUAGUCCAUAAGAGUUGUGUCUCUCUCGUUUAGUCAUCUAUCGCUUCUCAGUGUUUAUAAGAAAGAGAGACUCGUUCCGUGAUUUGUUGGCCUUUUUUUUUUGUAUAAUUAAUCAAAAAUUCGUCGAGAUAACUUUUGUUUUUGCGAGUGUGUGUGUGAGAGAUUUUUUAGGGUUCGCUUAAUCGCUACAGGCUUCGAGUUCGCGGGAAGGUUUAUAUUUGGUUCAAAAUUGAAACAAACUGGCCAAGAUGUUGUUGACCUCCAUGGCCUGCAUUGUUGUAAAUGUUGCUUAAGAUAACAAUUCUGAUUGAAGAAGGAGGAUGCAAUCACUUUACAUUCAGCAGUAAUGAAGAACGGACAGUGUGCACAGGAGCUACAAUCUUCCACUCAAGCUUCACAUGAGUCUCAAGGUGAACAGAAACCCAACCAAUCAAUAGAUGCACCUAUACAAGAUUCUGGUUCUGUAUCUGCUUCAAGCAAUGACAGUAGGAAAGUUUCAAGACAAGAUAUCGAACUUGUCCAAAAUUUGAUAGAAAGAUGUCUUCAGUUGUACAUGAACAGAGAUGAGGUCGUGAAGACCCUUUUGACUCGUGCAAGGAUAGACCCUGGCUUUACAACCUUGGUUUGGCAGAAAUUGGAAGAAGAGAACGCAGACUUUUUCAGAGCUUAUUAUAUCAGGUUGAAACUUAAGAAGCAAAUAAUAUUGUUCAAUCAUUUGCUUGAGCACCAGUAUCAUCUCAUGAAGUUUCCACCUGGACCUCCAAAAAUUCCUCUGGCACCGAUACAAAACGGAAUGCAUCCCAUGGCACCUGUUAACAUGCCAAUGGGAUACCCAGUGCUACAACAUCCUCAAAUGCAUGUUCCAGGCCAUCCCCAUCUUGAUCCAAUGGGAGUAUCGAGCUGCCAUGUUGUUAAUGGAGUCCCUGCCCCUGCGAAUUUCCAUCCUUUGCGGAUGAAUACAGCGAAUGAUAUGGUGAUCGAUACAACUGCGAAUGAUGCAACUCCUCAAGUGAUUCCACCAAGCAGUGGUGGGAUGCCUGAGAUGGCAGCGAGUCCUGCUUCUGUGGCAUCAAGUGGACACUUUCCAUUUGCUGCUUCAGACAUGUCGGGUAUGGUAAUGGACACUUCAGUGCUCGAUUCUGCAUUCACAGCUGACGUUGGACCGGAUGAAGGAGGAGCUGGGAAUUCCAGAGAUUCCCUCAGGUCAUUUGAUCAGAUUCCUUGGAACUUUAGCCUUUCUGAUCUCACCGCAGAUUUGUCAAAUCUGGGAGAUAAAGAUAUGUAUGUUGCAGAUUUAGGAGCCUUAGGAAACUAUCCAGGCUCUCCAUUUCUGCCAUCUGAUUCAGAGAUUUUCUUGGAUUCUCCUGAACAAGAGGGCAUAGAGGAGUUUUUCGUGGAUUCUGUGCCUGGACCUCGUUCUAAUUCAGACGAAGAGAAGCCUUGAAUUUGAAGGUAAAGGACCAUACGCAUAAUCAUCUUCAGAAAGACACCAAGCAGUAUUAAAAUAACAAAUAUAUAGUUAUUGAUAUCUCAUAUAAAUCAAAGUUUUAUGAAUAAAAAUGAGCCUGUGGGUGUAGUCUCCUUGUACCUCUAUGACAGUUUAGUUGAAUGAAGAAUUAGGCUUAAACUUAGUUUCUUUUGUAUUGUUUCAAUUCUAUCAUGUAGUCGUAUUUUAUCUUAAAUAGAUGUUUAAUUUUAGUUUUAGACA